Messenger RNA from Mesitornis unicolor (brown roatelo), 2109 nucleotides. RefSeq names its product gamma-secretase activating protein (gene GSAP). Gene Ontology annotation, biological process: positive regulation of amyloid-beta formation. The annotation marks the transcript as partial. The transcript has 25 exons. Gene Ontology annotation, cellular component: trans-Golgi network. Lineage: Eukaryota; Metazoa; Chordata; Aves; Mesitornithiformes; Mesitornithidae. The record is from RefSeq and is a predicted model, not a curated record.
UUUCUUUAUCCUGUUGAAGGCAGAAAUACUUCUACAGAAAGUCGCCUCUUGCUAGUUUCAGAAGAUAAAUAUAUUGAACAAUUUGACAUUCAUGUUGUUGCAGAAGAAGAACGCAAAGUGGUGAUUCAAAACUCAGGUCAAAUUCCAAGAUCCAGAGUUGCAGAUGAUCUCAUUUGGGCACAAUGGGAUAUGAUGGAACAAAGGCUUUUCUACAUUGUUCCAAAGGAAUCAAGGAGUACUUUAAAAUGUGUCCAGUUUUAUCCUGAUGAAAAUUUUAACUCAAUACUGGAAUCACACCUGGAUAUUUCUGUAAAUGACACAACAUUAAAACUUGUGAAUUUUGGAUAUGAUUACUGUAAAGACCAAGAUGUUGCGUCUAAGUCUUUGAAUCUUCAGGUUUUUACAAGUAAAGCAGGAGGCUUGUGCAUGUGCUGUAAUCUAGCGUCUGAUAUUCCUGAUGAAAUAACAUACUCCAUAUAUUUUUUACAUAAAGGUUACCACAAAACUUUUACAGUUUCUCUAGAAAGAACAGAAUCUCAUCAGUUGAAGGAAGUGGCUUUUAUGAAUCUUGACUAUUAUGUGGCUGCUUAUUUGCCUGGCCAGUUCCUGCAUCUUCUGAAUAUUCAGCAUCCUGACCUGCUGUGUCAUAGUUUAUUUCUGACAGGUGUGGGUGCAAGAAUUGACAUGUUGCAAAACUGCUCCAUCCGAUCCCCACUCACAUCAACAGUCUUGGAUUGCCAUGUAGGAAGUAUGUAUGCCAUAAGCAUCAGUGACAGCACCUUACUACAGUUCCUGCAGAACAGCAAACGAGACAGCGAGAGAUUGGCAGCUCUGCAUUGUGCUCUGUUGUACUUCCAACACACAGAAGACUUGAAAAUGCAGAUUAUUUGGUGGAUUUCUGAGAACCUGUCAACAUGUCACUCUUUUGACCCCAUUCAAGAAUUUAUUAUUGCCUCCCUGUACUGCAGAAUGUGUCCAGAAGCUCACAACCUGGAUAAACUUUUGCCCUACACGUCACUGCUUGACUGGACUGGGAUUAUCCCUCGAGUAACAUGUGCAACAGACAUUAUUUCUCUGCCUGUGUUAGAGUUCCAAAACACCAAAGGCUUCUGGGAGAAACUCAACUCAAACCUGGAGAGUGUGAAGUAUGCAGAGCCGCGCUUACAUUACCACAACAAUGUGCUCAGGAGGGAAUGGCGUAACCUUUCAGAAGAGAGAGAGGAGAGAAGAACUGCAACAUAUAUGAGGAAUAUUUUUGAAAAUGCCAAAAAGGUGCUUUCUCAUCUGGACACUUGGGACUCCGAGGAAAGGCUUGUACCUCUCUUUCAAGAGGACGAUUACCAGCAGCAAUUACUAAUGGGACUGAUGGUUGCUCAGCUGAAAGAUCACCUCACGAGACAUCUACAGUAUGCAGGAAAAAAGAAGAUUGACCAAAUAGUUUUGGAUUAUGUUGCAAACCUGCUGAAUCUGGUACAUCGAAUAAUGAAAGAAGUCUGGAGGAGAUACCAGCUUCAUUCCUGCAUCUUCUGCUUUGAUGAGAGAGGAAGCACAGGAGAGUUUGCAGUGUUCAACAUCAUGAGUCACAUUCUGGAAGCUGCAAAUGGGAUGUGCAUGCCUUUACCUCCUGGUUUUCACACUCUGCAUUUGGGGCUUGGUAUUCGAUGUCUCCCUGUGCACACCCUCCUGCACUAUAUUGAUAAUGGAGUCUUGCACUUGACAGAAACCUGUGUCAGGAAAUUGCUGAAAGAUCUGGAUGAUACUGAGGAGAAUGAAAAGCUGAAGCUCAGUAUUGUCAUGAGGCUUCCUGAGGCCCUUGGUCAAAAGGCCCGUCAGUUUUGGAAUCAUCCGAUAAAUGCUAAUUUCGUUGCACGGAAAUAUGUGAAACUUUUGCUCGAGAAGCUGGGGAACAGGCAGUGUAACAGGCCUAUCCCCGAGAGACUCUCAGUCCAUGUGGAGUUUUUGCCACUGAACUAUCUGACUCACAUGCUGGCAGAGAUAGAGAAUGAAGGUGUGCAUCCAUACGAAGACCAAGAUCGUGUUAAUGUAAGAUUUGUAGAGGAAACAGCACUCAAACACACUAUGACACUUUUGGGCCUCAAAUAUUCCUGA